This is a messenger RNA of Drosophila subobscura, 1742 nucleotides long. RefSeq names its product ras-related protein Rab-40C (gene Rab40). Lineage: Eukaryota; Metazoa; Arthropoda; Insecta; Diptera; Drosophilidae. The record is from RefSeq and is a predicted model, not a curated record. The transcript has 5 exons. Gene Ontology annotation, molecular function: GTP binding; GTPase activity. The coding region runs from base 286 to 1083 and encodes 265 amino acids. Gene Ontology annotation, cellular component: endosome; plasma membrane; synaptic vesicle. Gene Ontology annotation, biological process: protein localization to plasma membrane; intracellular signal transduction.
UCACGAGCUGCCAUGUGGAAAAAUAAAUUUAUUUUAAUUUGUGGAAAUUAAAUAAAAUGUUUAGCCUUAAGCAUAUUUUAAUAGUAAUGCAAUACAAGUGAUAAACUCAGCAAAAAGCGAACAAGUAGGCGGAAAAAGUUAAUGGAUUGAUGGAUUUGAUAGCUAUACGUUGAAAGCGAAGCAAAUUUGCAAAAAUAACAGCGGACGUGUGGACUAGGCGAAGCUAACUGCUCUCAUCUCUAUUUAAAAUUCCAAAAAUGAAAUUGCGUUCAUUCUAAAUGACACAUGGGAACCAUGACAAAAGACUACGACUAUUUGCUGAAAGUUCUUCUGGUGGGCGACAGCGAUGUGGGGAAGCACGAGAUACUUUCGAACCUGGAGGAUCCUUUCCCCGAAAGUCCCUUCUGCAGCGGUAAUGAUUGCACCUCUCACAUCCUCCAAACGGUAGCAUACAAGACAACUACAAUACUAUUGGAGGGUAAGCGGGUGAAGCUCCAGCUGUGGGACACAUCCGGCCAGGGACGAUUCUGUACAAUCAUCCGCUCUUAUUCACGCGGUGCUCAAGGUAUUAUACUAGUAUACGAUAUAACCAACAAAUGGAGCUUUGAUGGGAUCGAUCGUUGGCUUAAAGAGGUCGACGAGCACGCUCCGGGCAUACCCAAGGUGUUGGUGGGAAAUCGCCUGCAUCUGGCUUUCAAGCGGCAGGUGGCCGCCAAACAGGCCGAAACCUAUGCCAGCCGCAACAACAUGUCCUGCUUCGAGAUAUCGCCGCUUUGCGAUUUUAAUAUACGCGAAUCCUUCUGUGAGCUGGCGCGGAUGGCGCUGCAUCGCAACGGCAUGGAGCACAUUUGGCGCAGCAAUAAAGUUCUCACACUGCAAGAGCUGUGCUGCCGGACGAUAGUGCGGAGGACGAGCGUGUACGCGAUCGAUUCGCUGCCCCUGCCGCCCUCGGUGAAGUCCACGCUCAAGUCAUACGCUUUGACCACGUCGCAGUGCUACAAUUCGCUGACGCAGAGCUCGAAAAGUAAGAACCGCUGCAAGACGCCGACGAGUAGCAGUCGAAACAGCUGUGCGAUCGCGUGAUCGCUGCCUUGUAGGUCGCUGCUGCAGGCCAACGGCCCACGCGAGCUGCCUACAACAUCUGACUACAACAGCCCCCCUUCGUCAACCGACAUUAACUAUAAUUCAACUAUAAUACUGUACUCUAGGCUACCACACACCACACAUACACCCCACGCACAUGAAAUCCUCUCCGUAACUCGAUUAACAUUAUUUUGUUUGUUUCCAUCGAGAUUGAUAUACCAUUACUAUGUAUUUAUUGUCACCCGAAAACAAAGUUUACUUUUUACACAGUAAAAUUUAAAUUUUAGUUAUUUGUAAUGCCAUACCCAUACCCCCUGUACCCUCCAAUCCCUUGCAUUAUUCUACUGUUGUUAAUAUUAUUAUGUUUGUAUAAUUAUAAUAUAUAAAAUGCUGAAAACUCGGAACAGCCACCACAACACCCACAUCAUCCAAACCCACACACCGAACUUAUCCGAAAUGAAAGUGAAAGUGAUCAGACCAUUUCUCGGUGUAUACAUUAUUGAAUCAAACUACUUUAUGAAUUUUUUUUUUGUUCGGUUACUAUCGCUUUAAACAUAUUUUCAGAGAUGAAUGUAUGCGGGGUAGAAUCCCGCGGGAGGACGCACACUCACACGAAAGGCGAAUUGAUAAAGAUAAAUCAUAAUGAACCACGAAACAAA